AUGCAACCUCUGUUGAUGCUCCCAGCAUCCCUUUCGACCCCCAUUCCACCAUGUCAGCAGGCCACAUGUAUCAGCGAUUUCUGGCUCGUCAGCAGCAGCUCCAAAACAUGGAUGAACCUGGGGCCAGCACACACAGCUGAAUGUGUUCCUUCGGGCUGGGAUGUAUCCAGCUAUUUCUCGCCGGGACUAUGUCCUACCGGAUAUCGCAUUGCAGCCAGUAAUAUCGUGAUUGAUGGGACUAUUACCGAGACGGCGGCGAUGUGCUGUCCGACCAUCGGCAUCCAAACAUACUCCACUAGAACCACCUACACCCCCGGCUGGACCGAGCUCGAAGUCUGCACCUGGGAACCCGGCAAAUCCACCGAGAUUGAAUUCGCCUACACCUGGACCGACACGGCCGGAUCUACGAGCAGCACCUCCAGCUCUUUGUCCAGCCCAGGACACAUCAACGGAUACGGUAUUUCUAUCCGAUGGCAGUCGACGGAUUUCACCACCCCGGCAGCCACAUCAACAUCUACAAGAUCAUCCGGGGAUUUACCUGCGACUGCUACCUCUUCCACAACAUCACCCACGUCCACCUCAUCCAGCAGCUCAUCAGGCCUCUCGACCGGAGCAAAAGCAGGUAUUGGCGUCGGUGUCGCAGCGGGUGCGGUGCUGGCUAUAAGUCUCUUACUCUUCUUCCUGCGCCGACGGAAAGUGAACGCCUCGUCUGCAAAUCAUCAGGCUUAUCAAUCACCGGACCAGGGAUAUAGGGUACAGAGAGUGAAUGAGCUGCCUGCGACGAGGACAGGGGCGUUCAUGACAGAGCAGGUGGAAUUGCCGGCCUCAGGAAGGGAUAUGAAGGCAGAGUUGCCUUCGGAGUUUCCUAUCGCUGAGUUGGAUGGUGGAGGGAGAAAUUGA
Aspergillus eucalypticola CBS 122712 is the source of this 900-nucleotide messenger RNA. RefSeq names its product LPXTG cell wall anchor domain-containing protein. Bases 1 to 900 code for a protein of 299 amino acids. Lineage: Eukaryota; Fungi; Ascomycota; Eurotiomycetes; Eurotiales; Aspergillaceae. The record is from RefSeq and is a predicted model, not a curated record. The transcript has 3 exons.